GAGGUGUGAUAACAUCUCUUACAGCACCAGUUCACAGUUCACACUCUUCAGAAUAAAUAGGGGAUGAAAACAAGUUUUAUUACACAGAAACAUAUGUUUUAAAUAACAAUAAUAUAUUAAGUGAAAAAUCAGGAAGCGUGUGGAUUAUAGGUAUUGGAAUUAUUGGAUAACCUGAAAGGCUACACAACGCAAUUGUGCUCAAUAUCAUUAUUAAUUUUUAACAUUCAUUAAAAAACAAUACGAAAAUGCCAGUACCGUGUAGAGCUGGUUGUGGGAAAAAUGCGAUGUUAAAGCGGCCUAAAACAGGAGAUGCUCUAUGUAAAGAAUGUUUUUUCUGGGCGUUUGAAACAGAGAUACACUUCACAAUAACAAAAGGGGAACUUUUCAAAAAAGGUGAUUCUGUUGCUGUCGCUGCAUCAGGUGGUAAAGACUCAACCGUUCUAGCUCACGUUUUGAAAACUCUGAAUGAAAGAUAUAAUUAUGGCCUCAAUCUCAUGCUAUUAUCUAUUGACGAGGGGAUAACUGGUUAUCGAGAUGAUAGUCUUGAAACAGUCAAACAGAAUAGAGAUGACUAUGAAAUGGCACUGAAAAUAUUGUCGUACAAAGAGCUGUAUGGCUGGACCAUGGAUGAAAUAGUAGCUCAAAUAGGAAGAAAAAAUAACUGCACAUUUUGUGGAGUAUUCCGGAGGCAAGCCUUAGAUAGAGGAGCUGCUAUGCUCAAUGUAAAAUGUAUAGCAACAGGACACAAUGCAGAUGAUAUUGCAGAAACAGUGCUCAUGAAUGUGCUAAGAGGAGAUAUUGCUAGAUUAAAAAGAUGUACUGCAAUAUCCACUGGUAGUGAAGGAACAAUUCCCAGAGUAAAGCCUCUAAAAUACACAUAUGAAAAGGAGAUAGUGAUGUAUGCACAUUAUAAGAAACUAGUAUACUUCUCCACAGAGUGUGUAUUUGCUCCAAACGCCUAUAGGGGGCAUGCACGAGCACUCCUUAAGGAUAUGGAAAAAAUCAGGCCUACUUGCAUUAUGGACAUAAUUUAUUCAGGUGAAACAAUGGCAGUUAAAGAAGAGGUCUCACUGCCCUCUCAAAGAGUAUGCAUUAGAUGCAACUUUGUGUCUUCGCAGGAAGUAUGCAAGGCUUGUGUACUUCUAGAAGGCCUUAACAAAGGGCUUCCCAAGCUUGGUAUAGGCAAAAGUUCGAAAGCAAAAAGAAUGUUAGAAGAGUAUAAUGCAAAACAAAACAAAUCUUUAGAUGAAGCUAUAAAAGACAUCAAUGAGGAAUAUGAGAAAAAUAAUUGCAUUUCAAAAGGUAAAGUUUGCCGAUCAUCAUGUAAGAGCAAGAAAACACAAACAAACAAGGAAAUACAUAAUAAAGCUGCAGGCACAUGUUGUAACGGACAAUGUGACGGAAAACCAAACACAGAUAAUGAUAUUACUAAUACAAAAGUAAAAGUUCUUUUAAAAGAAUAUGGAUUAUCUGAACCGAUCCAAGACGAUAGUCCAAAUGUAAUAGCAGAGAAAUCAGUUCACAAUGAAGGUCCUAAAAAACUGAUAAAUGAAACAAACGAUGAUGAUUUUGAAGUAGACACACAAAAUACUGAUGAACAAAUAGUUGAUGAAGAUGAUACAUGUGGCGGAGCUUGUGGGAAAAUAGAUUCACUCCAUAUAGGUUUCUAAUAUAGACUAUAGAAGAUAAUUAUGUAAAUAAUAUACAGAUAUAUUUAUAUAAAAUA
Nymphalis io (European peacock) is the source of this 1726-nucleotide messenger RNA. RefSeq names its product cytoplasmic tRNA 2-thiolation protein 1 (gene Ctu1). Lineage: Eukaryota; Metazoa; Arthropoda; Insecta; Lepidoptera; Nymphalidae. Gene Ontology annotation, cellular component: cytosolic tRNA wobble base thiouridylase complex; mitochondrion. Gene Ontology annotation, biological process: tRNA wobble position uridine thiolation. The record is from RefSeq and is a predicted model, not a curated record. The coding region runs from base 246 to 1670 and encodes 474 amino acids. Gene Ontology annotation, molecular function: tRNA binding. The transcript is spliced from 4 exons.